AUGCAAAUGCCUACGACAAAAAAGGAAAAAACCGAGUGCACCGAGACUGCUAGCAACACCAACCUUGUUUCUACUCGAACCAGAAGCACGACAAUGCUCACUGAUGAGGAUAAGGAGAAGGAGAAGGAACUGACUCGUCAAGCCUACAGUAUCUUGAUGCGUGUAUUGGAAAGUGGCAAGCAUCCGGACUAUCAGUUACCACAGGUUAUUCCAGUUGAAGAAUGUAUUGACUUUGCUGGGAAAGUCGGAACAGUCUUCAAUAAACAGGCGACCCUGAUCGAGAUAUCUGCUCCAAUCAACAUCUGCGGUGACAUUCAUGGACAAUUCUGUGAUCUUCUGCGUCUCUUCGACAAAAAUGGAUUUCCUCAUCGUGCCAAUUAUCUGUUCCUCGGAGACUAUGUGGAUCGUGGAAGAUAUUGUCUGGAGACUAUUCUACUGCUCUUCGCUUACAAAGCAAUUUUCCCAAAUCACUUUUUCUUAUUGAGAGGGAAUCACGAAUGUCCGAAUAUCAACAAAAUAUACGGAUUCUAUGACGAGAUUCAACGUCGUUACAAUAAUUUGGCGGUUUGGGAGGCAUUUCAGUCAGCAUUCACGCAUAUGCCGCUCGCUGCACUUGUCGGUGGAAAGAUCCUUUGCAUGCAUGGAGGAAUAUCUGAAAAGCUAACCUCUCUCCAAGAUAUCCGAAACAUCAUUCGUCCCAUCUACAAUCCAGACGUGGAUAGUCUCGCCAUCGACAUCCUUUGGAGUGAUCCAACCAAUUUUUCAAACUAUUGGAGUCCAAAUACUCGUGGCGUUUCUGUCACUUUCGGAAAGUGUGCUCUCUGGAAAGCUCUCAAAACUCUUGAUAUCGAUAUGGUCGUCCGUGCUCAUCAAGUUGUUCAAGAUGGCUACGAGUUUUUCGGUAACAAGCGUCUUGUGACCAUAUUCUCUGCUCCAUUUUAUUGUGGACAAUUUGACAAUGCGGCUGCCGUAUUGAAUGUAGCUCCUAAUCUGAUUUGCUCGUUUGUGGUUCUCCGUCCAAAGAAGAAAAUUGCUAGACGUCGACUUAUGCCAGCAAAAUAA
Caenorhabditis briggsae is the source of this 1062-nucleotide messenger RNA. Lineage: Eukaryota; Metazoa; Nematoda; Chromadorea; Rhabditida; Rhabditidae. The transcript is spliced from 6 exons. Gene Ontology annotation, molecular function: protein serine/threonine phosphatase activity. The coding region runs from base 1 to 1062 and encodes 353 amino acids. The record is from RefSeq and is a predicted model, not a curated record. Gene Ontology annotation, cellular component: cytoplasm; nucleus.